Talaromyces atroroseus is the source of this 1449-nucleotide messenger RNA. Its product is annotated as putative alanine aminotransferase, mitochondrial. Lineage: Eukaryota; Fungi; Ascomycota; Eurotiomycetes; Eurotiales; Trichocomaceae. Gene Ontology annotation, biological process: biosynthetic process. Gene Ontology annotation, molecular function: pyridoxal phosphate binding; L-alanine:2-oxoglutarate transaminase activity. The transcript has 2 exons. The record is from RefSeq and is a predicted model, not a curated record. Bases 1 to 1449 code for a protein of 482 amino acids.
AUGGCCACCCAACGUCUCACAAUCGACAACAUCCGCCCCGAGGUCCGAGAUGCCCAGUACGCCGUGCGUGGAGAACUAGCCUCCAAGGCCGAUGAGUUCCGCGAACGCCUGGAAAAGGGCGACAAGUCCCUGCCGUUCGACAAGGUCAUCUUCGCCAACAUCGGCAACCCCCAGCAGCUCGACCAGAAGCCCAUUACCUUUUUCCGCCAGGUACUCAGUCUGCUCGAGUACCCCGCACUGCUGGAGCAGGAGGACGCCCUGAAAGCCGCCUUUGGAUACAAGCAGGACGUCAUCGACCGAGCGAGGACGCUGCUCAAGGGCGUGCAGACUGUCGGUGCCUACAGUCAUAGUCAGGGAGUGCCCGCGAUCCGAGAGAGUGUCGCCAAGUUCAUCGAGCAGCGUGACGGGUUCGCGACGGACCCCAAGAACCUGUUUCUGACUGGUGGCGCUUCCUCCGGCGUGAACACUCUGCUGAAUGUGAUCUGCGCGAACAAGUCGAGCGGUGUUCUGGUCCCGAUUCCGCAGUAUCCUUUGUACACCGCUACGUUGGCUCUUUUGAAUGCUCACUGCGUGCCAUACUAUUUGGAAGAAGGCAAGGCAUGGGGUACGGAUGUGAAAGCCAUCCGGGAUUCAGUCUCCGCUGCGAAACGCGAUGGCAUUGACGUCCGCGCCAUUGUGGUUAUCAACCCUGGAAACCCUACUGGCGCAAGUCUGAGCCCCGACGAUAUCAAGGAUGUUCUCGACCUCGCCGUCGAGGAGAACCUGGUCGUCAUCGCAGACGAAGUGUACCAGACGAAUGUGUUCAUUGGCGAAUUCACAUCCUUCAAGAAGAGACUGGGCCAACUGCAGCAGAAAUUCCCAGGCAAAUACGACAACGUCGAGCUGGCCUCGUUGCAUAGUGUGUCCAAGGGAAUGGUGGGCGAGUGCGGUCAUCGUGGGGGUUAUUUCGAGCUGGUCAACUUUGACCCGGAGGUUCAGGCUCAGAUUUACAAGUUCAUUAGCAUCAUGCUCUGUCCCUCUGUCAUUGGACAAUGUCUGGUGGAAUUGAUGGUGAAUCCCCCUAAGGAAGGCGAGCCCAGCUACGAGCUAUAUACCAAGGAGUACAACGGCAUCAAAGAUGGACUACAACAACGCGCGACAGCAUUGUACGAGGCCUUCCAGAAGAUGGAGGGAGUUGAAUGCCAAGAACCACAGGGAGCCAUGUACCUCUUCCCGACCAUCACCCUUCCGCCCAAGGCCCUCUUAGCUGCCGAAAGCGCCGGCAAAAAGCCAGACGAAUUCUACUGUCUCGCACUGCUAGAUGCUACGGGCAUAUGUGUCGUGCCAGGCUCUGGAUUUGGUCAAAAGGAGGGCACGCUGCAUUUCCGCACGACGUUUUUGGCGCCGGGCACUGAGUGGGUGAAUCGGAUUACGAAGUUUCACGAGGAAUUUUUUCAAAAGUAUAAGUGA